Staurois parvus is the source of this 396-nucleotide messenger RNA. NCBI's taxonomy places the organism in Eukaryota, Metazoa, Chordata, Amphibia, Anura, Ranidae. The record is from the annotation of a GenBank genome assembly.
AGCGGGCAUCGAGUCAACUGGCGGGACUGCGGGCACCGAGUCGUCUGGCAAGACAGUGGGCUCCGAGUCAACAGGCACGACAGUGGGCACCGGGUCAUCAGGUACCGGAUUGUCUGGCUCGACAGCGGGCAUCGGGUCACCAGGUAUGACAGCGGGCACUGGGUCACCAGGCAUCAGGUCAUUUGGCUUGCCAGCGGGCACCGCGUCAUCUGGCAAGGCAGUGGGCACCGGGUCACCAGGCAUUGGAUCGUCUGGCUCGACAGCGGGCAUCGGGUCACCAGGUAUGACAGCGGGCCCUGGGUCACCAGGCAUCAGGUCAUUUGGCUCGCCAGCGGGGGCACCGCGUCAUCUGGCAAGGCAGUGGGCACCGAGUCACCAGGUACGACAGCGGGCUCU